Molecule: messenger RNA, 1493 nt
Organism: Osmerus eperlanus (European smelt)
Lineage: Eukaryota; Metazoa; Chordata; Actinopteri; Osmeriformes; Osmeridae
Gene: dio3a
Product: iodothyronine deiodinase 3a
Exons: 1
Biological process (GO): thyroid hormone metabolic process
Molecular function (GO): thyroxine 5'-deiodinase activity
Source: RefSeq, a predicted model, not a curated record
CGACCGGGCUUCGAAGGCGGGCUGUUUCCAUUCAAUCCACCACCGGCACUAUAAAAAGGGGAGUUGCGCGCAACUAGCAACUUCAGCCCAGAGGAUCGUUACGCACAAGAACGUGAACUGAACACAAAGUUAUAUAGUGGCUAGUUUGACCGGUCUGCGAUUUUCAGAGGCUAUGAAUAGCGUGAAAGCUUUGAAAAAUGCUAUAAUAUGUCUUAUUCUGCUGCCCCGUUUUCUUCUGGCAGCGUUAAUGCUGUGGUUGCUGGAUUUUUUGUGCAUACGAAAAAAGGUGUUUUUUAAAAUGAGGGAACCAGAAGGAAGUAUUAUUGACCCUCCCUUGUGCAUUUCCGAUUCGAAUCGAAUGUGUAGCUGGGAGUCUCUGAAAGCCGUCUGGCACGGACAGAAAUUAGACUUCCUUAAAUCUGCGCAUCUUGGAUAUGUGGCGCCGAACAGUGAAGUUGUACAGCUGGGAAACCAGAGGCGCAGUCGCAUCCUGGACUACGCCAGAGACAAAAGACCGCUCAUCCUCAACUUUGGAAGCUGCACCUGACCACCGUUUAUGGCACGCCUCAAGGCGUUCCAGGGGGUCAUGCGACAGUAUGCUAACAUCGCAGACUCGCUGGUAGUGUACAUAGAAGAAGCGCACCCCUCGGAUGGAUGGGUGAGCUCCGACGCACCCUACCAAAUUCCCAAACACCGCUGUCUGGAAGAUAGACUGAGUGCCGCUAAAUUGAUGUAUCUGGAGGUACCGGAGUGUCUUGUAGUCGCAGACAGUAUGGAGAACUCUUCCAACGCAGCAUACGGAGCUUAUUUUGAUAGACUUUACAUCCUCCGAGAGGGAAAGAUCGUUUACCAAGGUGGCAGGGGACCAGAGGGCUACCGCAUCUCGGAGCUCAGGGACUGGCUUGAUCAAUACAAACAAAGUAUCGACCAUUCCAGAAAUGUUGUUAUUCAUGUUUAGGGUCAGGUUUUUCUCAAAAUAAGGUUGUCAGAGCACAACAAUGAUCUGUUACACAGCUGCUAUAAUGUAUAAAUAUCACAAGCUGCAACAUUUGUCUCCUGUGUCCGAGGGGCACAUUCUUACCUGGGUAGAUGCGUUAAUUUAUCACAGGGUUUUUUGGUCGGUUUUAGUUAGGCUAUAGACGUUAAUUUUAUCUUCGUCUCUACCGAUUCUGUUGUUAUCCUGUAAAGUAGACCAUUGUAUGUUAGUCACAUGAAACGUAUUUUUAUGAAAAACAGUGUUUUUGUCGUAUUUCUGUGGAACGAAUGUGUGUAUUGAGCAAAAGGAUAUUCACCUUGUCCUUUACCAAUAUCGCCAGUAUUUUUUGUGAAGUUCGGUUUUUAAAAGGUGCACGACCAAAAAACCGACACUGAUGUUUUUCAUACUGGAGAUCAUGGUUAUCGGAAAGCUUUUCAUCUACCUUCAUUUGUAAAUAUGGUUAACUUUUUAUGCAUAUAUUUUGUAAUAAAAUAAACAGCUGUUUAUUAUAAUUUGA